Molecule: messenger RNA, 336 nt
Organism: Micropterus salmoides (largemouth bass)
Lineage: Eukaryota; Metazoa; Chordata; Actinopteri; Centrarchiformes; Centrarchidae
Gene: myh9b
Product: myosin-7
Exons: 4
Cellular component (GO): myosin complex
Source: RefSeq, a predicted model, not a curated record
CAUGCCAGUGAUGCUUUAAAAGGAGUGAGAAAGUAUGAAACGUAUAAAGGAGCUACCUAUCAGACAGAAGAAGACCGAAAAAACCUAGCACGUCUUCAAGAUCUGGUGGACAAGCUGCAGCUAAAGGUCAAAUCCUACAAGAGAGCUUCAGAGGAGGCUGAGGAACAGGCCAACAAUAAUCUCACCAAGUUCCGUAAGCUUCAACAUGAGUUGGAUGAAGCUGAAGAGAGAGCUGACAUCGCUGAGUCCCAGGUCAACAAGUUGCGUGCCAAGAGUCGUGAUGUGGGCUCAAAGGUUGGAUUACUGCAGUUCCUUAUUGUCAGGCUGCCUGAAUAA